Anopheles aquasalis is the source of this 1755-nucleotide messenger RNA. RefSeq lists its product as uncharacterized. Gene Ontology annotation, molecular function: copper ion transmembrane transporter activity. Lineage: Eukaryota; Metazoa; Arthropoda; Insecta; Diptera; Culicidae. Gene Ontology annotation, cellular component: plasma membrane. The record is from RefSeq and is a predicted model, not a curated record. Gene Ontology annotation, biological process: copper ion transmembrane transport.
CCAAAGUUGUUUUGAUUUGUGUGGGCGCGCGCGGAAAAGAGGAACUGCGGAGUCGAAGGCAAAAGAGUUGAACAAAUUCCUCGCGUGUGAUCUUCUCGUGACGACGUGCAUCAAUGAAUAAGAGCAGAACAAAAGCCUGAUUAGCUGAUGCUGAUUAUCUUCUGAGCUGGUGUGGAGGCGUUCGGGCGCUUCAUGUCAACGGUGGCGCUCAAUUAUUGUUGCUGCGGAUUCUGAGACGACGAUCGAGGCGUUUGUCUUUCACUUUCGUUGCCACAAGUGCCGUACCACCCUGCCCCCACCACAGCAACAGUCCGUGGAGCACCAACAACGACGCACAUCCAAGGACAACCAGGUUAGGUUGUCCGCGGCUAGAAACGGCAAAAACUGCACAGGCACGAUGAUGCACAUGGCGUUCUGGUGGGGCUCGAACGUGGGCGAUGUGUUCUUUAGUGGAUUGACGGUUAAUGGAACCGGUGCGAUGGUGGCACUGUGCCUAACGCUGACCCUGCUCUCCGUGGCGUACGAAGCGUUUAAGAUCCAUGGGGCCAAGGUACGGGCGCGGACGGCACGGGAACGGGUCCGAGCGGCUUCGUGUCCUCCGAGUGAAAGUGCCACCUUGUUAUCGCUGGAAGGGGCCAGUAGUAGCCACGGCGCCGGACCAUCGCGGAUGGCGGGUGGAGGCCCUUUGUCGAAGAAGAUCGUCUUGUUGCUAUCCGAGGCGGUUGUCUUCCUCUGCCACAGUGUGCUCGGUUAUGCGCUCAUGCUGACGGUCAUGCUGUACAAUGGGUACCUGUUUGUGGCCGUCGUGGGCGGUAUGGGGCUCGGGUACUUCCUGUUCGGCCACCUGUCGAUGAAGGUGAACAUGGAGAACUUCCAGGCGCACCAGAACAAAGUGAUCUGUACCUCGCGCUGCCUUCAGCAAGCCGAAAGCUGCGCCAUGAGCCACUCUGCCCCCUGUCCUUCCUCUCGUACAUCUCGAAAUAACUAUCAAACUCUCCACUAAACGCCACGCCAGUACCAUUUAUGUCCACAUCCAAAUGCAAUGCACCCACCUUCAUCUCCUCGUUCAUCGUCCGCUGGCGGCCACGAUCGUUAACCAUCAUCGCCGUCUCUGUGUAUCGCACCGUGUUGCAAACGCUGUUGCUGCCUCAUUUCAGAAUCUGUUAAUCCCUCCGCAUCAACGAGCCUCGAUCAUCGUACGGUGCUGCACGAAGAUUCGACUGCACGGGCUUCCCCGGCAAGCUCCUCCUCCGGCGGUUCCGGCGUUCCGGCGAUGGCAGUUUGUCACUAGAAGGAAUCUUUCUCUUCCAGCUGCUUAGAAUAACGCACAAACAAAAACCAUCCACCGAGCUCCCGAUCAAAGGAACCCAUACCUGACGAACCGAUGCCGCCGCGGCCGCCAAAGUGAAGUUAAAACUGUGAUUCUAGGGAGAGACGUCCAAUCAUUCGCCAAACCCACAUUUUCGGUUUGUGUUUGGUUUUUUGCCCGCGGCUGCAGCCGAGUUGUGCCACAAUAUUGACAAUAUUCUAAACACUGAGUGCUAUCCACGUACCACGCGCUGUUUUAAUAGGCGUCCCUUUUGUCCAUACGCCCUUUGUUCCGUUUGUGAUAUUUUGUUUGUUUGACCGAUCGGUUUUGUUAGUUUUAUGGAAGAAGGGCAACAGAAAAAAAUGCGUCUUUUAUUGAUGAGAAAUGUUUAUGCGAUGCGAAAGAUAUAUAUAUACGUAUUGUUUCAAUAAAAACCCUAAAGCGAA